Funneliformis mosseae is the source of this 333-nucleotide messenger RNA. NCBI's taxonomy places the organism in Eukaryota, Fungi, Glomeromycota, Glomeromycetes, Glomerales, Glomeraceae. The record is from the annotation of a GenBank genome assembly.
AUGCAAAGUCCUAAUUUUUCGAUUUUUGAUAAAAGUUAUGAAAGUUUCAUUCCUGAAUCUAUCCCAAUUAUCAUGGAACCAUUGAAAGGUGAUCAAUUCUGGCCUAAACAGAAUAAAUCGCCCAAUAAGUUGAAAAUAUUUUUCUCCAAGAAAUUUAAAACCCUCAAACACAAAGUAUUCCAUAAAUAUCGCAAAGGAAAGGAAUCCGUCGCGAUCAAAGAAAUCAUGACUUCUAAAAUUAUUUACCAUACAACUUUCUCAACUGAUGAGGACAAAUCCGAAAUUGAUGAAAUUGAUGAAAUUUUAGAUAUUUAUUUAUCUUGUCAAGAGUAG